Messenger RNA from Arabis nemorensis, 204 nucleotides. The record is from the annotation of a GenBank genome assembly. Lineage: Eukaryota; Viridiplantae; Streptophyta; Magnoliopsida; Brassicales; Brassicaceae.
AUGCAAAAGGACAUGGGAAUAGCAGAAGAUAAACAUCUUCCACAAGGUUAUCCAACUGCAGAACAAGUCCCUGAACAACCUGGACAAGACAAGAAGAAGAAGAAACCACGGUUUUUCGGGACAAAGCAGAAAGGAGACCGAGGCUGCAUUGAAGGAUGUCUCUUUGCACUAUGCUGCUGCUGGAUUUGUGAAAUGUGUUUCUAA